AUGGCUUCUCGGUAUGACAGGGCAAUCACUGUCUUCUCUCCGGAUGGACACCUUUUCCAAGUGGAGUAUGCUCAGGAAGCUGUGAAGAAAGGCUCCACCGCGGUUGGAAUUCGAGGAACUAAUAUAGUUGUGCUUGGGGUAGAAAAAAAAUCAGUGGCCAAACUUCAAGAUGAAAGAACUGUGAGAAAAAUAUGUGCCCUCGAUGACCAUGUCUGCAUGGCUUUUGCAGUGUUGACAAUUUUCACAGGUCUGACGGCUGAUGCUCGGGUGGUUAUAAACAGAGCACGGGUGGAGUGCCAGAGCCAUAAGCUUACUGUGGAGGACCCAGUCACCGUGGAGUACAUAACACGCUUCAUAGCGACUUUGAAGCAGAAAUAUACACAGAGCAAUGGAAGAAGACCUUUUGGUAUUUCAGCCUUAAUUGUAGGAUUUGAUGAUGAUGGAAUCCCAAGAUUGUAUCAGACAGAUCCCUCCGGAACUUACCAUGCUUGGAAGGCAAAUGCAAUAGGCCGGAGUGCUAAAACUGUUCGGGAAUUUCUAGAAAAGAAUUACACAGAAGAGGCUAUUUCUAAUGACAGUGAAGCUAUCAAACUAGCAAUAAAAGCUUUGCUAGAAGUUGUCCAGUCUGGUGGAAAGAACAUUGAACUGGCUAUAAUCAGAAGAGAUCAACCUUUGAAGAUGUUUAGUGCCAAAGAAAUUGAAUUGCAGGUAACUGAAAUAGAAAAAGAAAAGGAGGAAGCAGAGAAGAAAAAAUCAAAGAAGUCAACCUAG
Messenger RNA from Arvicola amphibius (Eurasian water vole), 771 nucleotides. It is a transcript of the gene Psma8, whose product is annotated as proteasome 20S subunit alpha 8. The record is from RefSeq and is a predicted model, not a curated record. Bases 1 to 771 code for a protein of 256 amino acids. Gene Ontology annotation, cellular component: proteasome core complex, alpha-subunit complex; nucleus; proteasome core complex. NCBI's taxonomy places the organism in Eukaryota, Metazoa, Chordata, Mammalia, Rodentia, Cricetidae. Gene Ontology annotation, biological process: ubiquitin-dependent protein catabolic process. The transcript is spliced from 7 exons.